UCCAUAUUUCACGCCUGGAGUAAUUCGCCGCUGCCCUCGCUCUAUAUUUCGCAACCACCCCUGCCAAAACGACCCGACUACAUAUUUCAUCCUAGUCUAUGCCACGUCACAGCACCAGCCUCCAAGGCACCCUAGACACUCUAGGCACUCUCUGAAUGCACAGCCUUGCACUAACUACGCCGCAGUACAUUUGCUGCCUAUCCUGUAUACCUUGUUGAGGAUAGAUACUUUGCUCUCUGUGUGAUAUAUAUUGCGCACACUCUCAUUGUUCGUUUAUCAAGCGGGGUGACUCCUCACUUGCAUUGUUUCCUUGGCGCUCACUUAAUCUCAAAUGCGUGUGAGAAAACCGGAUACGGAGUCUUAACUGUUUAUUUUGAGUGCAUUUAUAUAUCUUCUUAUGUCGUCAAGUUUCAUUUCCAUUUGAAUUCACACUCUACCUUCAACAUGUCAGUGGUUGCCGUCGCAUCUGAGUCUACCUCGAAUGGCAUCCAGAGUCCAGUGCAGCGUGAACGGGCUGGAUCAGGACGACCUCCCAUUUCAAACGUAGGGGUCUCCACCAAGAAAAACAGAAGAUCCAAAAAGAACAUCUCUCAAAGGACACCUAUAGCUUCACAAGCUGGAAGUGCCACUUCGACUACGGGUCAGGUCCAGAUUCCUACUGUCACCGCAGACUCGUCGUCACCACAGCAAGAAGGACUGGUAGCAGACCAAACAAAGCGGAAGACUGAGAAAAGUGCCAUUUGUCGUAUCUGCAAGCGUCGAUUUGGCAAUAAGGCCGCGUUGAAGAUGCAUAUGCGGAACGUACCCGGGCAUCUUUCACAACAGCAGAAGACGGAUACCUCACAGAGCUCUAUAGCUGCUACUGCUGCAGGUAUUAUGACCAUGGAUAUUAGUGAUGGAAACAGACCAGCCAAGGCUGGUGCAGUGAAUGAGCCUACGUCGCAGCGCGGUAAACGAGCUGUUGUUUCUACGAAGAAAGCCAUAAACAAGGCCGAGUUACACUGCGAUAUAUGCAAGAGGGAUUUUUCUAAGGAGAACGGACUGCGGAUGCACAUCGAGACGUCAAAGGAGCAUAAGGCCAAUCUAGAAAGACAGAGAUCUCAAGUGGUGACUUUUCCAGCACCAAUUUCUCAACCACCAACGUUUCAUGGGCCGACAUUCUCCGAUACGUUCGCUUUUCUCGAACGUGCAGCAGAAUCUAUUGGUACGACAGCGGCAGUGGUAGUCGACUCGGACCAGCAGACAGACACUCAGCCAUUGUCGAUUAACGCCAAUGAUGGGAUUCAAGGAGGAUGGUCCGAUAUCCCCAAAGACAUGUGGGAAACUGUUCUAGAACUCAUGAGGGGGAAGUGCCAUUCCGUCGACCAGCUCGAGAAGGACGGAUAUAUUCUUCGUGAGUCGACGCCAGAGGAAAUGGAAGGUUAUUGGAGGUGUGAAAACUGUAGCGGGCGCCGCAAAAUAAUGGAAAAGCGUAACUUCGAGAAGUGUAAAUUCCAUCCUGCGAAACGAGACUACGAGAAGGAAAAGAACAAACCCUACCCCAAACAACGCCCCUAUUCCUGUUGCAAGACCCGCGAGGGGGGCUGCACCAUCCUCCCAUCUCACUCAUACUUACCUCCAGAAGACCGCAUCCUCUUCAAAUUCAACGACUACGCCCCUGCACCUCCCUCGUCCGCAAGGCAUCUCACUCCAGCAUGCCCCGCAGUAGUGCUAGACUGCGAAAUGGUCGAAGUCAACCACACCACCAACGAAGUCGCCCGUCUAUGUGCCGUCGAUUUCCUCACGGGCUCGGUCCUCAUCGACACGUACGUGAUGCCCACGGGCAAAAUAACCGAUUACCGCACGCAAUACAGCGGCGUGACUCCCUCAUUACUCUCCACCAUGGCCCUGCGACGCCGUGCGUUGAACGGCUGGGCCGCUGCCCGCGCCGAACUAUUCAAGUUCAUUGACGAGUCGACCAUCUUGAUCGGCCAAUCUUUACAUCAUGAUCUGGAUGUGUUGCGCGUUGUUCAUUUCAACGUGAUUGACACCGCGAUUAUCACGCAGAUGGCGGUCGAUAAGGAAUGUAAUAGACGAUGGGGCCUGAAGACGCUAUGUGGUGCGUUUCUGGAACGGGAGAUUCAGAAUAAGAAGACAGGCCAUGAUUGUUUGGAAGAUGUGUUUGCUACGAGGGAGGUAUUGUGGUGGUGUUUGAGGUUUCCUGAUAGGUUGGCGGUUUGGGCAGAGGAGGAGAGGGAGGCUAUGAGGAAGAAGAAGGAGGAGGAGAAAGCGAAGAGGGCUGCGGAGAAAAAGAAGAAGGAAGAGGAGGAAGGAGAGAAGAUGCAGAAAUAAUCUAGUAGAGCAGUGGUAGGAGGCGGAGUUAUCGAUGUGUUUCUGUUAUUACUUCUUCGUCUUGAUAUUGUUGAUUACUUAUUCCGAGCAUGAUGUGUUUUGUUUCUCGGGUCUGAACAUUAUUAUCUGUGAAAAGGAAUGGAUCUCCUUUUCAAGAUACGGAUUGUCAUUAUUAUUAGUAGUAUUUAUUAUUA
Paecilomyces variotii is the source of this 2525-nucleotide messenger RNA. RefSeq lists its product as hypothetical. Gene Ontology annotation, molecular function: nucleic acid binding; exonuclease activity. The record is from RefSeq and is a predicted model, not a curated record. NCBI's taxonomy places the organism in Eukaryota, Fungi, Ascomycota, Eurotiomycetes, Eurotiales, Thermoascaceae. Gene Ontology annotation, biological process: rRNA processing; ribosomal large subunit assembly. The transcript is spliced from 4 exons. Gene Ontology annotation, cellular component: nucleus. Bases 445 to 2331 code for a protein of 628 amino acids.